Jaminaea rosea is the source of this 984-nucleotide messenger RNA. Its product is annotated as family 2 glycosyltransferase. The coding region runs from base 232 to 984 and encodes 250 amino acids. Gene Ontology annotation, molecular function: dolichyl-phosphate beta-D-mannosyltransferase activity. The transcript is spliced from 3 exons. Gene Ontology annotation, cellular component: endoplasmic reticulum membrane. NCBI's taxonomy places the organism in Eukaryota, Fungi, Basidiomycota, Exobasidiomycetes, Microstromatales. The record is from RefSeq and is a predicted model, not a curated record. Gene Ontology annotation, biological process: protein O-linked glycosylation via mannose; GPI anchor biosynthetic process.
CACCAUCAACCAUCAACCAUCAACUCGAUCAUCGACGACUGAGCCAAGGCGAUUCAAGCUCUGAGCUGUCCCUUCAUCGGGAGGCUACGACUACAACAUCAACCUCUGACUUCUGCUGCGCUGCGUCUCGCUCUCAAAUCGUCCGACGAACGCAGGCUGACCCAUCCUCGUCCCACAAUCUCUAUAGCGCGCAACCGUCACUCUUCCCUACCUCUCCCUCCCCACCCGCACAUGUCCACGAUCCUCAACAUGGCACCCUCGACGUCCAAGUACAGCGUCAUCCUCCCAACCUACAACGAGCGUCGCAACCUCCCCAUCAUCAUCUACCUUCUCUGCACCACCCUCUCCCAACACAACAUCGACUACGAAAUCAUCAUAGUAGACGAUGCCUCCCCCGACGGCACACUCGAAAUAGCCAAACAGCUUCAAUCCGUCUUUGGCUCAGACCGUAUCAUCCUCCGUCCUCGUACGGGCAAGCUCGGCUUGGGUACAGCCUACGUGCACGGCCUCGAGUCGUGCACGGGCGAUUUCGUCUUCAUCAUGGACGCCGACUUCUCUCACCACCCUAAGGACAUGCCGCGCAUGAUCGCUAUGCAGAAGGAGCGCGAUCUGGACAUUGUGCAAGGGACGCGCUAUUCUGGGCCUUCGACGGGUGCAGGCGUGUAUGGGUGGAAUUUGAAGCGUAAGCUCGUCUCACGUGCGGCUAACCUGCUUGCUAGCGUCUUCCUCGACCCCAAGACGACGGAUGUGACCGGGUCUUUCAGGCUGUACAGGCGUCCAUUGCUGCACAAGCUCAUGAAGGAGGCAACGAGCAAGGGGUACGUCUUCCAGAUGGAGAUUCUGGUGCGCGCUCGCAACUUGGGGGCUACGAUUGGGGAGGUGCCCAUCACCUUCUGCGAUCGAGUCUUUGGCGACUCCAAGCUGGAAGGAGGUGAGAUCGUCGGGUAUGGCAAAGGGGUGUGGAGUCUUUGGAGGGCUUUCUGA